Messenger RNA from Diospyros lotus (date-plum), 1347 nucleotides. RefSeq lists its product as uncharacterized. The transcript has 5 exons. Lineage: Eukaryota; Viridiplantae; Streptophyta; Magnoliopsida; Ericales; Ebenaceae. The record is from RefSeq and is a predicted model, not a curated record. Bases 745 to 1347 code for a protein of 200 amino acids.
AAAUCAAAUUAAUUAUUGGUUUAAUGUGUUAAUUAAUAAUAAGAUUAAUAAUAUUAACAAUAAUGUGAAGUAUAGGAAUCAUUAUAUUAAUAAACAUAAUAAUAAUAAAUUAUUAUUAAGGCUUAGGAAGUUUCAUGGAAUGUUUAAGGAUUUAGAGGUUCAAUGUAUAAGUUAAGGGAAAGAAUUGAGUGGUGUGCGUGAAGUGGUGGGAAUUAAUAAAGGCAGCCUUAAUUAACAUUUAAAAUUGAAGUGGGAUGCUAAUUUAAAUGAAGAUGCAGCCAGUAUGGGUGGCACGCGGGCAUGUGAAGGCGGGCGCGGAUGCGGGUUCGAGACGCAGGCGGGGCUGCGCACGCAAGGUUGGAAAUUGGUUGAGUUUUAAUCAACUAAUUGGCGCCCAAAACGGCGCCGUUUUGGGUUAGAGGCGGUGGCUUCCCAGCGGUAGCCACGUGGCCACAUUCUGGCCGCUUCUUUUGGCCAAUUUAAGGCCGCUUUUCUGCUCAACUUUUACAGCACGAGCAGUGAGCAAUUUCAGAAGAAUCCAGCGAGCGCGCGAUCGUGAAUUUGAGAGACUUUGGGCUUCAAAUCAGAAUUAAAUCAAGUUUAAUCAGUGAAUUGAUUAUCCAGUUUGUAUAAUUUUUACUGCUUUUGGAUCCAACGAGCCUAAGGAUAUCUCUGAUAAGGUAAGGGUAAAGCAAAGGCCGAGGGCGAGGAUCGUUCCACUUAGCAGUCGGCCGCAUUGGUAUCAUGGACGCACGACGUGGGCGAGGUCGUGGUAGACCGUCGGCACGAGGUAGAGGACAUCUUGUCCCUACUCCGGAGGUUCAGGCUACAGGUGCGGGAGAGCAGAGACAGCCAGGGCCACCAGAUAUGCAGGAGACAUUAGCGGGUAUUUUACGAGCUGUAGAUGUACUGGCAGCAUCUCAGUUGCGACAGGAGCGCAGACAUGAUGAUAGGACCGCUACGGCCCAGGCGUCGCAUUCAGGUACGUCGGGAACAGGGGACGGUUCAGGUGCUACAGUGCUUAGAGAUUUUAUGGCCCUGCGACCACCAGAGUUUAGUGGAGGCGCUGAUGCGACAGUGGCUGAGGAUUGGUUACUAGCGGUGGAGAAGCAUUUGAGAUCCAUAGACUGUGCAGAGGCCCACAGAGUUCGGCUGGGGACUUUCUUGUUACGAGGUGACGCCGAGCGGUGGUGGGAGACCACCAGACAGAGAUAUGGCGAUGGAGGUCCGUCAUGGGCACAGUUCGUCGAGGCGUUCAAUGAGACCUAUGUACCAGCUUGGAUCAGAGAGCAGAAGGUGUUUGAGUUCAUUAAGUUACAGCAGGGCAGUAAGACAGUUACGCAUUAG